Molecule: messenger RNA, 1176 nt
Organism: Lycium ferocissimum
Lineage: Eukaryota; Viridiplantae; Streptophyta; Magnoliopsida; Solanales; Solanaceae
Exons: 1
Coding region: 13-885 (290 amino acids)
Source: RefSeq, a predicted model, not a curated record
CACUUCCCAGUCAUGAUGGGGUUGCACCAGGGAUCAACUCUUAGCCCAUUUUUAUUUUCCUUGGUGAUGGAUGGAUUGACGCGACAAAUUCAAGGUGAGGUUCCAUGGUGUAUGUUAUUCGAGGAUAACAUAGUCCUGAUUGACGAGACUCGCAGCGGAGUUAGCGCUAAGCUGGAGGUUUGGAGACAAACUCUAGAGUCUAAAGGGUUCAAGUUGAGUAGGACCAAGACAGAGUACUUGGAGUGCAGGUUCAGCGAUAUAGUGCAUGAGGCUGGCAUGGAAGUGAAGCUUGGCACCCAGAUCAUACAAAAGAUAGAUAAUUUCAAGUAUCUUGGGUCUAUUAUACAACGAAAUGGGGAGAUUGAUGAUGACGUCACACACCGUAUUGGUGCAGGGUGGAUGAAAUGGAGGCUUGCCUCCGGAGUGUUGUGCGACAAGAAGGUGCCACCAAAACUCAAAGGCAAGUUCUACAAUGUGGUGGUUAGGCCAACUAUGUUGUAUGGGGCGGAGUGUUGGCCAGUAAAAAAGUCUCACGUUCAGAAGAUGAAAGUGGCGAAAAUGAGAAUGCUGCAAGGGAUGUGUGGGAACACUAGGAGAGAUAGGAUUAGGAAUGAAGUUAUCCGAGACAAGGUAGGAGUAGCCUCGGUGGAGGACAAUAUGCGGGAAGCGAGGCUGAUAUGGUUUGGGCAUGUGAUGCGGAGAGACACAAAUGCCCCAGUGCGGAGGUGCGAGAGGCUGGCUAUGGACGGUUUCAGAAGAGGUAGAGGUAGGCCGAAGAAGUAUUGGGGAGAGGUGAUUAGACAGGACAUGGCGCAUCUUCAGCUUACCGAGGACAUGACCUUAGAUAGGAGGGUAUGGAGGACUCAGAUCAGGGUAGAAGGCUAGUAGGUAGUCGCGUUUAUCCUUUCUUGCGAGUAGUUGCAUUGAUCUUUAGUUUCUUGUCCCUUGAUUUCUGCGAGUAUCUGUUUACACAGAAUGGUUUAUCAUGGCUUAUUCACUUUCGUUGUUUUCAUUUUCAUAAUUGCUUUGAAUUGUUUACCCGUAUCUAACCUUUCCUAUGCUUUUUCUUGGGCCGAGGGUCUUCCGGAAAUAGCCUCCCUACCUAAGGUAGGGGUAAGGUCUGCGUACAAUCUACCCUCCCCAGACCCCACAUUAUGAGAUUCACUGGGUAUGUUG